AUGAUGGUUGUAUUGUUCCUCGAAAUCAAUUUCGGUAGCGGCGACGCAUACGUGAAACUCGAUGCUCUCAUGAUUAUGGUUUGCACCGUUCUCUCUGUGUUAAAACUGUUGUCCUUCCGCUUGUACGCCGACAAUCUGAUUCGCAAUUUCUCGUCUGCUGUGAACGAUUAUCUCGCGAUCGACACCGAGGAGAAGCGCACGAUCAUGCGGCGGCACGCUUUCAUGGGAAGGAUGAUUUGCUACAGUAUCAUAGGUUUCUCUUAUGUGGCUUCGUCAAUUUUCAUGCUGAUGCCUAUGAUAACAGGCGAGAAGGAAGGAGACGUCCACGUUAAUGCAUCUGUCAAGAGCCAAGCAGCGGAAUUACCCGUGCCUUUAACAUGGGCCUUAGGGGAUCUUCAUAUCUCUACGAGUUUAUAUUUGUUGAUCACUAUGGUGCAAUGUGUUCUAUUGGUGCUUAACAGCACUAGCGAUUUAGGCGGCGAUUCACUUUUCCUCGCAAUCACUCUCCAUGUUUGCGGACAAAUGGAGCUCCUAAAAAUCGAAUUUAUCAACUACGGCAUGAAGAGCAAAAAUAUGAAUAAAGAUUUUGAAAAAUUGGCAUCUAGACAUCAUUAUCUAAUAAAGCACGCGAAACUUUUGGUAGAUGUAAUAAGUUUCGUCCUGUUCGUGCAACUGCUGCUCAGUUGUCUUAUUAUUUGCCUGAUCGGUUUCCAACUUAUCUUGGCAUUGAAAAUGCAUGAUGCAGUAAUGAUAACUAAAACUAUAACAGUGUUGAGCACUUUGCUGUUACAGUUGUUCUUUUAUAGUUUCGUGGGCGAUUAUAUGAAAUGUAAAAUGGAAGAAGUCGCGCAUUCGAUUUAUAGCUGCAAUUGGCAUUGCUUGCCAAUAAAAUUAAUGAGAAAUGUUUUGUUCGUUAUUAUGCGGUCGCAGCAUCCUGUUCAGCUAUUAGCUGGCAGAUAUUUCGUCGUAAACAUCGGGACUUUCAUGACCAUAUUAAAAAGCUCUCUUUCAUACUUGUCCGUCCUGCGAGUGAUGUUGGACGCAUAA
Messenger RNA from Wasmannia auropunctata (little fire ant), 1047 nucleotides. RefSeq names its product odorant receptor 82a-like. The transcript is spliced from 3 exons. Lineage: Eukaryota; Metazoa; Arthropoda; Insecta; Hymenoptera; Formicidae. Gene Ontology annotation, cellular component: plasma membrane. Bases 1 to 1047 code for a protein of 348 amino acids. The record is from RefSeq and is a predicted model, not a curated record. Gene Ontology annotation, biological process: sensory perception of smell; detection of chemical stimulus involved in sensory perception of smell. Gene Ontology annotation, molecular function: odorant binding; olfactory receptor activity.